GACGGGGUAGCGGGUAAGACGGGGUACCCAGCGAAAUUCACAGUUCAAAUGGACCAAUCACGUUCGUUCAUUCAUCGUUCGACGCGUCGCCAUGACACUUGUCAGUUGACCGGCGUUUCGCGGUUCACAAGUACGCAGUGUCGAAAAAAAAACAAAAAAAGUGUUUUACUGCAAAUUGUAUAUCAUAUUUUGUUUAGGUUUGACACGUGACUGUUGUUUGUUAAAUAACGUUAGCUGGUGAGGUGUUGCUGUGAUUGACGCUUAAACUAACCUAUAAUAAGAAUGGUUCGUGACUACAAACGCACGACUGACAGAGGGUCGUGGUCCGAAGAGUCCAUGCGAGAAGCUGUUCAAGCGGUUUUGGAUGGAAAAAUGGGAUAUUAUAAAGCAGCGAAACAAUUUAAUGUGCCACAGACGACACUGGAGAGAAAAGUUAAGGCUGCUCGACCACUAUUAAAUGAGACAUCUAAAGAAAACUUACCCUUAUCCAUACCAAUUAAAGUACCAUUGGGUCCUAGGCAGCCUGUUUUUUCUUUAUCUGAAGAGAAGGAGCUUUGUGCCUAUUUACUAGAAAUGGAAGAGAGGUUAUAUGGACUUACGGUUAAAGAUGUAAAGACAUUAGUAUACCAGUUAGCAAAUAAAAAUAAUAAGCCUAAUCCAUUCAACGAUGAGAAAAAAGAAGCUGGUAGAGAGUGGAUAAAUGGCUUCCUAAAACGACACCCAGAGCUUUCGAUUAGAAAGCCUGAAAAUACUUCUGCUGCCAGAGCAUCUGGUUUUAACAAAGUUGCAGUCGAAAAAUUCUUCAAUUUCCUCGGCAACGUAUACGAUGAGCACCAACUAACUCCUGACCGUAUAUAUAACUGUGAUGAGACGGGGGUUUCUGUUGUCCCAAAGACAAAUUCAAAGAUAAUCGCUAAAAGAGGACGGAAACAAGUUGGGGCCAUAGUUUCAGCAGAACGAGGACAGACGGUAACGGUCGAAAUAUGCUUCAGUGCAGCUGGAAAUUACAUGCCACCUAUGCUUAUAUUUCCUCGAAAAAGGAAUAAUCCAGAGCUGAUGGUAAAUUCACAAGCUGGUGCUUGGGGCACAUGUAGUGAUUCGGGCUGGAUUAAUUCCGAGCUGUUCCUUCAAUGGUUUAAGAGAUUUGUGAUUUUCAGUGGAGCAUCUAAAGAGAGACCCGUGCUUCUUUUGCUGGAUGGGCACAGCACCCACACUCAGAAUAUCGACCUGAUCAAUGAAGCUAGAGCUCAUGGUGUUAUAAUCUUGUGUUUUCCUCCACACACGACACACCGUUUACAAGUAGCGGAUGUUGCGUUCAUGCGGCCAUUGAGCGUUUAUUAUGAACAAGCCGUUACAGCCUGGCUGCGCUCUAACCCUGGACUAGUCGUUACAAUCCGCCAAGUCGCUGAAAUAUUUGGAAAUGCUUUUGUUCAAGCAGCCACUAUGUCUACCGCAGUAAAUGGAUUUCGUAAAUGUGGGAUUUGGCCCUAUAAUCCAAACGUAUUUUCUGAAACAGAUUUUGCCCCUUCUUUGACAACCGAGAUCCAAUUAAAUGAAAGUCAAAUUUCCACAAACCGAGAAGUAUUUCAAGAUACAAGCAAUAUCACUAGCGUCCAAACUUCAGACACCGUAGCUGUACAAACAGCUGAUAAUUCUGCGACUUUUAGCAGAGACGUAAUUGAUGAUUCUUUGCCAGGGUGUUCCCACUGGAGUCCCAGGAUAGUUUAUCAGGAAUCGGCACCGCAUCAAACUAAAGACCAACCGAAUACAUCACAAGCAGAACAAAAUCAAUCCAACGAGCAGACGCAGUCACUAGAACUAGCUGAAAACCCUGUUUGUCAGGAACCAGAGACAUCACAACCAGCUAAAGUGCCCAGAUGCGGUAAAAGCGACAGUAGCUUUGUUUUGACUUCUCCAAAAGAACUCUUUCCACUUCCGCUUACUAAAAAAUCCUUUCGUGUUGCUAAAAAGCGUGGGAAAACAGCAAUUAUCACGUCGUCUCCCUACAAACAAGAAUUAGAAGUCAUCGCCCAGAAAAAAAAAGAGGCUGAACAGAAAAAAAUAGAGAAAAUAGAAGCAAAAAAGAGAAAAGAUGAAUUAAAAAAACAGAAGAAAACUACUACAAAAGCUCAAAAUAAAAAAUCUAAGAAGAAUAACCGAUCAGCGAAAACAGCAAAACAGCGAAGAGUCUCAUCAUCUGAAGAUGAAAGUGAAGAAGAGGGGGACACGCCAUGUAUGUAUUGUGAGGAAGUAUAUUCCGUUUCCAUUGAAGGGUGGAUAUCAUGCUCACUAUGUGGAAGGUGGGCUCAUAUUAGCUGCGCAGGAAUAGAUGAUGAUGAUGACGAAGCCAUCCAUAUCUGCGAGUUCUGCCAAGUCAAAUAAUCAUCUUUCUCUGUGAAGAAUUCUCAUUACCCCAUCUUACCUCAGGGGGGUACCCCAUCUUACCAGCACCAUGGGGCAAGACGGGGCAAAAUACCUUUUUUUUAUUUUUAUUUUUUUCUCUUAAAUGUGUUGCCAAAAGUUCCUAAUGACACCAAAUAUUAGAAUAGUAAUAAUUUUUUGUUAAUUAAAAAAUAAAUAUGAUUGUUUCAA
This is a messenger RNA of Helicoverpa armigera (cotton bollworm), 2592 nucleotides long. RefSeq names its product tigger transposable element-derived protein 6. Gene Ontology annotation, molecular function: DNA binding. The record is from RefSeq and is a predicted model, not a curated record. Gene Ontology annotation, cellular component: nucleus. The transcript is spliced from 2 exons. NCBI's taxonomy places the organism in Eukaryota, Metazoa, Arthropoda, Insecta, Lepidoptera, Noctuidae. The coding region runs from base 283 to 2382 and encodes 699 amino acids.